AUGAGCUCAGAAAGCCAAUCACGAGAGACUACCAAGUGGUCUCUCAUGUUCAGAAAUCUGUCAUGGACUGAUAGAAUAUUACCAUUUACCAUUAUAUUAUCUAUCAUUAUCGGUGUUCUUGUUUCCGAGUAUUCAAAGGAUGCCAGAAAGUAUUUUGAUUCUUCUACAAGUGCUACCUUCGUAGGAGUGUCGAUUCCGCUAGUUAUUGGUAUGAUAGUAAUGAUGCUUCCACCAUUAUGUCGUGUGGAGUGGGAAAUGCUAUGGACUUAUGUUAGAAAGCCAGAAAUUAAGAAACCAAUUAUUUAUUCGUUAAUUUUGAAUUGGCUAGUUUGCCCAUUUUUGAUGUUUGGCUUAUCAUGGCUUGUGUUGUUCAAAGAACCAGAAUAUCGUGAAGGUGUAAUUAUGAUAGGUAUGGCAAGAUGCAUUGCUAUGGUAAUUACCUGGAACCAAAUCGCAGGAGGUGAUAAUACAUUAUGUGUUGUAUUGGUGAUUAUAAAUUCUGUGUUACAAAUGAUUCUGUAUGCUCCAUACCAAAUUUUCUUUUGUUACGUUAUAACGGGAGGCUCUUACUCAAAUGUGUCAGCACUUUAUUCAGAUGUGGCUAAAUCGGUCGGGGUAUUUUUGGGUAUUCCAAUAGGUGCUGGGUUUUUGAUUAGAUUCAUCUCAUUUUCUAUUUUUGGAAAAGAAGUGUUUAUCAAUAAAAUUUUACCAUUUAUAAAUCCAUGGGGGUUUAUUGGUUUCCACUUCACAAUUAUUGUUAUAUUUUUAGGUAAUGGACAUAAUUUCUUGCAACAUAUUGGAUCUGCAUUUUUGUGUUUUGUUCCAUUAGCACUUUAUUUCCUAAUUGCUUGGUUCGGUACAUUUUUCCUAAUGAGAGUUCUGACGAGAACGAGAAAAUCAUUUGAUAACAUUGAUUCAGAGGACAGUAAUGGGUGUAAUUGUGAAAAGGAGAAAUUACUUCAGGAUGAUGUAUAUGGUAAGAACACUUGUGACGCCAAUUAUGCGAUAACUAUGACUCAGUGCUUUACCACUGCAUCAAAUAAUUUUGAAUUAUCGUUAGCUGUUGCUGUUUCCUUGUAUGGUAAUGGUAGUAAACAAGCAAUUGCAGCAACGUUUGGUCCUUUACUAGAAGUUCCAAUUCUUUUAUGCUUAGCAAUUCUCUCAAGAUAUUUCGAACAUAAAUUUAUUUGGUCACAUAAACCAGGAGUAAGUCCAAGGUAA
Molecule: messenger RNA, 1221 nt
Organism: Maudiozyma barnettii
Lineage: Eukaryota; Fungi; Ascomycota; Saccharomycetes; Saccharomycetales; Saccharomycetaceae
Gene: ARR3
Product: Arr3p
Exons: 1
Coding region: 1-1221 (406 amino acids)
Biological process (GO): arsenite transport; antimonite transmembrane transport
Cellular component (GO): plasma membrane
Molecular function (GO): antimonite transmembrane transporter activity; arsenite transmembrane transporter activity; antiporter activity
Source: RefSeq, a predicted model, not a curated record